AAUGAAUCACUUGUACAAGGUAAUGUGCCGCAACUAGUAAUUUCCAGUUCCAUGUCAUUCUGACAUAAGCUAGUCAGCCGACAAUUCGUAGAGAGGUUAGGGUUAGGUUAUUUUAGGACGGACCGAGGACAAGAAAGAAGAUUGCUUUGAGGACGAGAGUAACUUGAAGAAUGGCUGCAUCUAAAUGUACGCAACUGACUGCUGCUCUGAGUAGACAGUUACUGGACUCGAUUGACUGUGUACUAUUUGACUGCGACGGCGUAAUAUGGAGAGGGGACCAAGCUAUCCCCGGAGCCCCUGAGGUUAUCAGUUCACUGAAGAAAAACGGAAAACGGGUGUUUUUUGUAACAAACAACAGCACGAAAACCCGACAAAUGUACGCGGAUAAAUUAGGCAAGCUCGGUUUCGAUGCCACCGCAGACGAGGUGUUCGGGACAGUGUACUGCUCGGCGGUGUACCUCAAAAAUGUAUGUAAACUCGACGGAAAAGUCUAUUUAAUUGGGAGCAAUGCGAUGAGACAGGAGCUCGAGGACGUGGGAAUCCGGCCGGUCGGUGUGGGACCUGACCCCGUCUCAGGAGUUCAGAAAGACUGGGCGAAUGUUCCUCUCGAUAAGGAGGUCCAAGCUGUAUUGGUCAGUUUUGAUGAACAUUUCAGUUACAUGAAGCUCAAUAGAGCUCUGCAGUACCUUUGUAACCCCGACUGUCAGUUCGUGGGAACUAACACGGACACGAGGCUGCCUCUGGAGGGAGGCAAAGCGGUCCCGGGGACAGGGUGCCUCCUAAGGGCGGUAGAGACCGCUGCACAACGCCAAGCUCAAGUGGUCGGAAAACCCAGCAACUUCAUGUUCGAGUGUGUGGCCAGCCAGCUCGGUCUGGACCUUGAGAGGUGUCUGAUGGUCGGAGAUAGACUGGACACUGACAUCAUGCUAGGCUCAAACUGUGGCCUGAAGACCUUGCUGACCCUUACAGGAGUUUCUACUGUAGCAGAAGCCGAGGCAAACCAGAAGAGCGAAUGUCCACAUCAGCAAAAAAUGGUGCCUGACUACUAUAUAGACAGCAUUGCUGAUAUUUUACCUGCACUACAAACAUAGUCAGUGUUUACUUGGAUUUCACCCACUUUAAUAGAGAAUAUUUAUCAAUAUAUGGGUACCAGUAUUUUAAUAUUAUAGUUAAUCUAAAUAGGUUUAAUAGAAAUUGUUCAUCUCUACAUGUAUGCAGUAUGAUUUACUGUCAUCAAGGCUUCAUUUCAAACUGGCCUACCUCUUUUUUAAAUAACCCACUAUUUUUAUUUUAGAUAAUAUAAGGGCAAUACGUUUUUAUUUUAGUGUUACUGUUUUUAUUUUGUCUAAAAAAAAAAGUCAUUUGUAAUACUUGUGUUUUCUAGCCAGUAAUACUCUGGUGCUACAAAACAAGUGACCCUCUAAAUUGUGCUGUUUGUAUUUAUUUUAUCAGAAGUACUUGUUCAGUUAUGUACUGUUAAUUCACUGUACUUGUAACAUAAAGAAUGAGAGAAUAUUAUGAAUAUUUUCAAUUAUAUUUUGCAUUUAAUAGCUUUGUCACUCACUAACUAACCCAUAAACCUGGUAGGAUUUUACUUCUCGCCAUGGUUUGAACAAAGUGUUCAUUUUGCUUGACUGAACAAAUAAAUAAGAAUUGUUAAUGAAAA
This is a messenger RNA of Sinocyclocheilus anshuiensis, 1666 nucleotides long. Its product is annotated as glycerol-3-phosphate phosphatase-like. NCBI's taxonomy places the organism in Eukaryota, Metazoa, Chordata, Actinopteri, Cypriniformes, Cyprinidae. The transcript is spliced from 2 exons. Gene Ontology annotation, molecular function: sn-glycerol 3-phosphatase activity. The coding region runs from base 171 to 1091 and encodes 306 amino acids. Gene Ontology annotation, cellular component: cytoplasm. The record is from RefSeq and is a predicted model, not a curated record.